AUGUCGUCGCGCUUCGCUCAUGGCUCUUUUCCUCUCCACAGCUGGCAGAAAGGGCUGGACUUCUCCUCCUGUGGCCAGUGGGAGGAAGCCAUCACCUGCUAUUCGAAAGCCAUCAACCUGGAUCCGCAGAGGGCAGAGCUGUAUGAGCAGCAGGCAGAGGCCUUCCUCCAGCUCUGUGACUUCCAGUCAGCCAUGCUGAACUUCAGGAAGGUGCUCACGUCAGCCACCACUCCCCUUCCUCUGUCCGCAGCCCUGGCCUGUGGCCAGGCUGGCAGGGCUUCCCUGCAAGGCCGAUGUCUGCUCGACCAGGAGCUCUACUGCGAGGCCCUGGAGGCCUUCACACGGGCAGCCGAGCUGCAGCCUCACCGCAGGGUGUUUCACCAGAGGAGCAUCGUGUGUCUUGCGGCUCUCAACAAGUUCCCAGAAUGUCUUCAAAUGCUCAACAGAGACCUGGAGGAGGAUGCGAGGAACCCUGAUCUGUAUGUGCUCUGUGCCUCCUUCUACGAAUGCUUUGGGCAGGAUAUCCCAUGGGCCCUGGAGCUGCAGCACGGAGCUGCCCAGGCCCUGAGGUGGAGGCUGCUGAGACGAGGCCAGGAGGCCAAGGCUGAGGUGGUGUCCAAGGUCCUGUGCGGGAACCUGCGUGGGGCCCUGCUCAAGAUCAGCUUCGCCAUCGAGAGUGACCCCUCAGCUGCUGAAUUCUUCACCCUCAGCCUGCAAGGACUUAGCCAGGGCGAGGGAGCUGGGGGCCAGGGGGACCCGGAGGCCCAGGAGGCUUGGUGGCAGCUGGCAGUCGCCUACAAUGACUGUGCCGUGCACUGCUACGCCCUGAGCUGAUUCGAUGAGGCUGUGAUGCUCCUUGGCGAGGCUCUGCGGGACGAGAGGCGGGAGAAGGGGCUCUGUGUAAACAGAGGGGACUGCUUCCUUCGCCUGGGGGAGCUGGCCUGUGCACUUGCAGAUUACCAGCAGGUGCUGGAGCUGAGCCUGGGGGACUGCGUUGUGCGGAGACGGGUUGCGGCAGCACUGCACGAGCAGGGCCAGCAGGACUUGGUGGCAAGGCAGUACCGGCAGGCAGAAGCUUGCUUCUCUGUGGCCGUUGAGCACGACCCCCAGAAACUGCUGUACUACCUGUGCCGGGCCAGGGCCUGCCUGUGACCGAGGAGGGUGGAGAGCAUGAAGGAGGAUGCCGCCCUAGGUCUGUGGCCCGACCCCACGGAUGGCAAGGUCCCCCGUCGUAAGUGACACUCCCCAGAAGCUGAACGGACGCUGGCCCAGCCAAAACCUGCAAGGUCUGACCAGCAGAAGGAUGUACAAG
Pygoscelis adeliae (Adelie penguin) is the source of this 1312-nucleotide messenger RNA. RefSeq names its product tetratricopeptide repeat domain 16 (gene TTC16). The record is from RefSeq and is a predicted model, not a curated record. Lineage: Eukaryota; Metazoa; Chordata; Aves; Sphenisciformes; Spheniscidae. Gene Ontology annotation, molecular function: protein binding. The transcript is spliced from 9 exons.